AUGGCGCCAGGUCCGAACCUGAAGCCGAUAGCGACGCGGCCGCGCGAGGCGGCCGCGGGACCGUCCACCUCUGCAGACCUGGAGCGAGGCCGCGGCGGGUCACCCGUGUCCAGCAGCGGCGUCGCGACCCCCAAGGGCCGCGCGGCGGGCGAGCUGCAGAGCGAGAGCCCGGCGAUGGGCAGCGAUAGCUCCAGCCCCUGGCGCCGCUUCUUCCGCGGCGGCAGCCGCUACCCCAACAGCGAUGCGGACAGCUUUGGCAACAGCCCACGCAACCUUAUGGGCUUCUCCCCCAAGGCCACCAGCAGCAGGAGCGAGAGGUGA
This is a messenger RNA of Monoraphidium neglectum, 321 nucleotides long. RefSeq lists its product as hypothetical. NCBI's taxonomy places the organism in Eukaryota, Viridiplantae, Chlorophyta, Chlorophyceae, Sphaeropleales, Selenastraceae. Bases 1 to 321 code for a protein of 106 amino acids. The record is from RefSeq and is a predicted model, not a curated record. The transcript has a single exon.